This is a messenger RNA of Stomoxys calcitrans (stable fly), 492 nucleotides long. RefSeq names its product succinate dehydrogenase assembly factor 3, mitochondrial (gene Sdhaf3). Gene Ontology annotation, cellular component: mitochondrial intermembrane space; mitochondrion. NCBI's taxonomy places the organism in Eukaryota, Metazoa, Arthropoda, Insecta, Diptera, Muscidae. The transcript has 3 exons. Bases 94 to 477 code for a protein of 127 amino acids. Gene Ontology annotation, biological process: succinate metabolic process; mitochondrial respiratory chain complex II assembly. The record is from RefSeq and is a predicted model, not a curated record.
UAACAUAUGUUUUUAUUUUGAUUUUUUUAUAUAACCUCAACAUUGGCUAGAAAUACAAAUAUAAAAUAAUUGAAAUUACGUGAAAUAAAAAUAAUGUCACAAAUUGUAGUUAAUCAAUUGACACAUCCACAAAGAGUGAGGAUAUUAUACAAGACAAUAUUAAGGUUACACAGAGGUCUCCCAGAGGAAUUGCGAGACUUGGGUGAUAAAUAUGUAAAAGAUGAAUUCCGAAGACAUUUAAAAUGUACCCCCAUGGAAGCUCAACUUUUCAUGACAGAAUGGGCAAAAUACGCUGUUACAAUCACAAAACAAUUGGGUAUUAGAGGAAAGCCUACGGGUACACUAGGCGAAGACAUAGAUGAGAGAACUGUGGAAAUGUUGAAGGAUGACCAAGCAGUACAACUCUAUGAGUUGAUGUUAGCUGCCAAGGGCCUCGAUGGCGAUGUCAUAACAAAAGAAGAUAUUACGAAUAAAUGAAUGCGGCUUUUUUAA